Molecule: messenger RNA, 507 nt
Organism: Closterium sp. Naga37s-1
Lineage: Eukaryota; Viridiplantae; Streptophyta; Zygnematophyceae; Desmidiales; Closteriaceae
Source: the annotation of a GenBank genome assembly
AUGGUCAUGAUGUCAAAUUUCUCUAUGCCUCCAUGCCUCCAUCCAUCCCCACCCUCCUUUCAGGCCGAGGAGAACCUUGGGAUGGCCAUGAUGUACACUCUUGCCACGUCAGCCAAGGAGUGGCUGAGAGAGAAGUACGGGGGAGUGGAGGAGGAGGAAGAGGAGGAGGUGAAGGAGGAGGUGAUUGAGCCGCAUGGGCUGCCGGUGACAGUGGAGACAUUCACGGAGUGGCGCGAUCGGUUUGAGGCAGAGAUUGCCCUGGAGAAGGCCAAGUUGCUGUCAGAUGCUGCACUCGCGGCGUCCAAGGAGAAGCGGCUUACAGGCCGACAGUGGUUCGUGCAGAAAGCAAGCAAGGGAAUUGUGGUGGAUGAGGAGGAGGAGGCGGAGGAGGAAGAGGAAGAGGAGAUCGACUUUGAUGAUGAUGAUUUCGACGAAGGUGAGAGGGAUGGGGGCGGGGAGGUGGGAGAGGGUGGGGGGGUUAGAGGGUUCAGGGUUGCAGUGCAAUGA